Molecule: messenger RNA, 1391 nt
Organism: Penaeus chinensis
Lineage: Eukaryota; Metazoa; Arthropoda; Malacostraca; Decapoda; Penaeidae
Product: 5-hydroxytryptamine receptor 2C-like
Biological process (GO): chemical synaptic transmission; G protein-coupled receptor signaling pathway, coupled to cyclic nucleotide second messenger
Cellular component (GO): membrane; dendrite
Molecular function (GO): neurotransmitter receptor activity; G protein-coupled serotonin receptor activity
Source: RefSeq, a predicted model, not a curated record
CCGCGGUACCUGCUGACCUCCAUGGCGUUUGCUGACCUGCUGAAAGGGUUGGUAGUGGUACCUCUGAGCGUGUACCCUACCCUGUACCACUGCUUCCCGUACCCUCGCCUGCUGUGUGCCGUACAAGCCAUCCUGCUGCCGCUGCUGCACCAUCAAGCAGCGUUGACACUCUCUCUGCUCGCUCUCGAUCGCUACUGCUCUCUGCUGCACCCGUCGUCGUAUCAGAAUCACGCAUCAAGACCGCUGUGCGUGAUCGCGGUGGUGCUCUCGUGGGCGGUCGUGGUCGGGAUUCACGCCGGGCUGUACGUCCCCUCGCCGCAGUUCUACUUCAACUACCUCGGGAGUCAAUCCUGCGAGCCCUUCCACACGGUCAAUUCCAAGAUCAUCAUCGUCGCCUGCGCUGUGUACUUCCCUACGACUAUGAUCACCAUGUACUGCUACGGCACUGUCUUCCACGUCGCUAGGACCUCACUCCACCGCCUCGUCUGCGCCACAGUCAGUGCUCCUGAGAUCCUCGGUGGAACGCUGGUGGAGAAGAUGCUGAUGAAGGAAAGACGCGAGAGCAUGCGAACGUGCCGGGUGAUGGCGGUGGUGUCCUUGUCCUUCAUCAUCCUCAUUACACCCUGGACGCUCCGGCAGAUCAUCACAGCUUGCACGAAUUCUAGGAUCCCCGGCGGGCUGGACUACGGCGUGUGGGUGGUGAGCGUGGGCGGCGGGACCAUAAUCAUCUUCGUCUUUUGGCUGUUCUCUCCCGUAUUCCGCCGCGCCAUGGAGGAGACAGUGCACAACAGGGUGUGCUGCGGCAACGUCUACUACGACGAGGGCGACGACGUCAGCCUCUCGCACCUGUCCCACAACGGCGACCACCUGUGGAAGGCCGGACCAAACCUCUGCGCGUCUCAUACCCCAGCAUGCCCCGCCGCCCACGCUCAACCUCUCCCCGCCGACUUCGCCCACACGCCCGCGCCCCUCCACCGCAGCAUGGGCGCCCUCAGCUGCAACGCCACGCCCCGACACCUCGUGAAUGGGCGGACUCCGGGCUCGGCGGCGAGGAACAAUGGCGCGGGAGACAUCGAGGUUGGAGAGAAGUUCUGGGGAGAGAUCCUGGAACGAACCGUCUCGUCUUCGUCACUCCAGAACCUUCAGAGAAUUUACCGCAAUGGGUCAUCAGGACACCCGGAGCUCCGUCUCAACCAGGCGUCCAACUGGCAUAUUUGAAGGGCCUUCGAGGUCAACACGGAUCAACGCAGGUCAACGCAGACUCUGUUGACUCGGAGUUGGUCUGCUCCGAAGGCUUAUCAAAUCAUUGGCUUGACCUCUGACCUUUGAGGUUCUAAUGAGGGAGGAGGAGUCAACGCGAAGGUCAUGUCAGGUCACGAAAACUAGGACAA